Molecule: messenger RNA, 3199 nt
Organism: Capsicum annuum
Lineage: Eukaryota; Viridiplantae; Streptophyta; Magnoliopsida; Solanales; Solanaceae
Product: acetyl-CoA-benzylalcohol acetyltransferase-like
Exons: 2
Coding region: 557-1870 (437 amino acids)
Source: RefSeq, a predicted model, not a curated record
GAAGAUCCUAUGACCUACUAAAACUUAAUUUUUCUGUCCUAGUACCUCUCUAAACUUAAAUUUUUUCGUAUUAUGUGAAUCCCUGAAUUAUAUUGGUCCGGUUUUUACUGCUGCUUAAGUGCAGUUCUUGAUCCAAUUUUUGUUGUUGUUUUAAUGCUGUUUUUGGUGAAUUCAUAAUAGACAAAUGUCAUUUAUCCUAGUAUAAAUUGAAGGAAAUGAAGAGAGAGUGCGAGAGGAGCAAACUCCCAAAACGUGCAUAGAGUUACUAUAAUGGCCUGCCAACUAGCCCUUUAUGAAUAUAAACGUAUGCAAUAAACUUACACAAGGUGAAAUGCACAACGUGGUUAAAGGCCUAGCUAAGAGAGAAGCAGUUGACUGAGGAAUAUAUAUUCACAAAUACUUCAAAUAAGUAAUCAAAACAAAAGCAUUAAGGAACCCAUAGUCCAGACACUUUUGCUCCUCUUCGAUCAUUACCAGAUACUAUGUUAUUUCCCUAUUAAUAAAUACUGUUUUAUAUUCGAAAUUCAAUUUUUCCUCUCUGUUGUUGCAAAUCAUAAUGGCCAAGUUAGAGAUUCAAAUCCAUACAAGGGAAGUGUUGAAGCCCUCAGCUCGUACGCCGAAUCAUCUUCAGAACCUCAAGCUUUCAUUGUUCGAUCAGCUGGCCCCUCGUAUGUAUAUAUCAAAGUUGUUCCAUUACUUGCCAAGCAGUGAAGGAAUAGUUACUGAAACAUGUGAUAAGCUCCAAAAAUCUUUGGCCGAGACGUUAACAAAGUUUUACCCUCUAGCUGGAAGAUUUAGUGGAGAUGAAUUCUCAAUUCACUGCAAUGAUGAUGGUGUCGAGUAUGUCGAAACCAAAGUCAACGCGGAUCUUGCUGAGUUUCUCCAUCUAGGACCCAAGAUUGAACUUCUGAACGAUCUUCUUCCAUGGUGUGUUUCCUCAACAACAGGGCUACCAUCAAAACCAUUACUUGGCGUCCAAGUGAAUGUAUUCAAUUGUGGAGGAGUAGUCAUAGCGAUACAAAUGUCACACAUCCUAGCUGAUGCUUUCACUUUAGCAACAUUUAUCAAUGAAUGGGCACACAUUUGUCAAGGAACAGGGACGACAAAAGAUUGUCUCCCAAGUUUUGAUCAAUUGCCGUUGCUCUUUCCAGCAAGAGUGCUAUCAGGAACUCAGUCUCCACCACCUCCCAACAGUGGCCUUAAGAUUGUCACAAGAAGGUUUCUGUUUGAUGCUUUGGCACUAGCUAAGCUCAAAAAUAUAAUCGAUUCAAGUGCCACAAGGCCGACUAGAGUGGUGGUCAUUAUGUCGUUAAUAUGGAAGGUGUUUGCAGGCAUUUCUUCCGCCAAAAAUGGAUAUUCAAGGAACUCUUGUUUAUUAUUUCCUAUUAAUUUAAGGGGAAAAUCAUAUUUACCAUCUUUAGAAAAUGCUCUAGGGAAUUUUGCAAUGAUUGGAAUUGCUAAUCUAGAGGCAAGCCAGUCAAGAAAGGAGUUGACUGACUUUGUAAACUUGGUAGGAAAUACAAUACGGGAGACAUCUGCAGGCAUUGUUAAGGCAAACAGUGAUGAUGAUAUUUCCUCUAUAGUUGUUAACAACAGGACAAACGUUGCAGACAAAUGUCGCCAACGAGACGAGGUGGACAUUUAUGUGUGCUCUAGUUGGUGCAGACUCCCUUGGUAUGAAGCUGACUUUGGUUGGGGAAAGCCAUUCUGGACGAGCACUGUUAGCUUCCCAGCUGCUGAAAUAAUUUGUCUGAUGGACACAAAAACUGGAGAUGGAAUAGAAGCAUGGGUUAGUUUGACGGAGAAUGACAUGGCUGAAUUCGAGAGAAAUCAUGAUAUUUUGACAUUUUGUCCUCCACUUCCAUGGUAGCAUUCUGAUCGAUCCAUUCCUUGAUCAUUUGGUUAAAAUGAAUCUGCAUUAUGACGCUGACUAGAUGACCAUAAGGAUGGAACAAAACCAACCUGCAGACUAGAUUUGGAUAACUAGUGAACUUGCCGUGCUUAACAAUUUGAAAUCAACCUGGAAAAGAUAAAGGUCUUGAAUCUAGUCCAGAAUUUUUCCCUUUUCCGGUUCCAUAUAUUUCUUAAUUCUCUUUUGUUGUUGGGAAAGUUUGGUCAAUCCUAAUGGCCAAGUCAGACAUUCAAAUCCAGAUAAGGAAAAUGGUAAAUCCCUCAACUCCUACCCCCAAUCAUCUUUGAAGCCUCGAACAUUCAUUAUUUGAUCAGGGUGCUCCUCGUAUGUAUGUACCAAUACCGUUCCUGCCAAGCAAUGUAAAAAUUACAGAACGAUGUGAUAAGCUGCAAAAAACUUUGGCCGAGAUGUUAACCAAGUUUUACGCUAGCUGGGAGAUUUAGUGAAGAUGGAUUCACAAUUCUAAGCUAUGAUGAAGGUGUUCAGUAUGUUGAAACCAAAGUGAACUCGGAUCUUGCUGAAUUUAUCCACCACCGACACAAGAAUAUUGUGCUUUUGGAUGAUCUUCUUCUAUGGUGUAUUCCUCCAGAUCCCGAGCUGCCAUCAAAUCCAUUACUUGGAAUUCAAGUGAACAAUUCAGUUGUGGAGGACUAGUCAUAGCCAUACAAAUUUCACACAUCCUAGCUGAUGGUUAACAUUCAUCCAGGAAUAGUGAUACGAGUACGACCUCGUAGAUGGACAUACUUUGAGCAUUUCAAAGACAACCGAGAGAAGGCCCAAACUUAAGUGUUAAUGAAGUCCAAAACCACCCUAUGUAUGCACUCCAUGGGCAGCCCAUUGGAGCAUUUUAAUUAAAAGGGCACUUUUGUCAUUUACGUCUUAUUUUGUGUUGUAAUAUAAAUAGACCAACUUAAGGUUUUUGAGACUUGGUUGAUCAUUGUCAAGACUUGAAACAUUGUAACAUUUUAGCCUCUCUCUUUAGAAGCCCCAACCGAAACUAGGGCUAGACAAGUGAAAAUUCACUUGUGUUUACAUAGUGGCUUGAAACGUUGGUGUUUAGAGGAGGUAAAGGCCCUCUUGUGUCAACGUAGAGUUAGGUUUGUGUCGUGGGUAGUGUUAAGGAUCCAAGAGUGUAACAAUUCUUGGAUUCUUAAGAUUGUCCCUUCAUUUGGUCUAACUAUUUAUCUUGUAUCUUAAUGUAUCUGUUGGUUCCUUUUUGGUUGUUAAUGUACCCGUGACUUUCUUGUUGUUGUAAUCUUGUUGUUAUGUGUUGAUAUAAUGAAGCCG